Messenger RNA from Cotesia glomerata, 1066 nucleotides. RefSeq lists its product as uncharacterized. NCBI's taxonomy places the organism in Eukaryota, Metazoa, Arthropoda, Insecta, Hymenoptera, Braconidae. The record is from RefSeq and is a predicted model, not a curated record. The coding region runs from base 1 to 714 and encodes 237 amino acids. The transcript has 2 exons.
AUGAUAACUUGUGAGACUCCAUCGAUGCAAUGUUAUUUAGGCGGAUGUAACAACUGUCCAGGGGUAGAUGAGUUGAGUAACAUUCUACUAACAUAUUUUGAGAAUCAGGAGAUCGAGAAUAUCACGUAUAAGUAUUGGAUAUCAAAACCGAGAAGUAGUUUGGAAACUUUUAUCAAGCCUACAGAAGAAUUUAUUGAAAACUUUUGUAGUGAACUAAAAGUUCUUUUACCUCACUUAUUUAUUGCUAAAGAACAAGCCAAAUUUUUGAAAACAUUGAAAGAAACACUGAAACCAAAUGAAUUUGUCAUUAUUUGUGAUUUUGCAGAGAAUUAUGCGUUCGUAGUACAAAAUGCAGCAUCUGGUUUUCACUGGAAUAAUAACCAGGCAACAGUUUUUCCGGUGGUUAUUUAUUACAAAGUAAAUGAUGAACUUGAACACAAAAGUUUAGUUAUUAUUUCAGACUGUAAUAAUCACGAUGCCGUUGCUGUUCAUGUUUUCAUCAAAUUAAUAAGUGAUUAUGUAAAAAGUCUUCCUGAACGCUGUAACAAGAUUUAUUAUUUUUCUGAUGGAGCUCCUCAACAGUUCAAAAACUUUAAAAAUUUUGUAAAUUUAUAUUGUCAUGAAGAUGAUUUUGAUAUUCCUGCUGAAUGGCAUUUUUCAUCAAACGACACGCAGCAAGAGCAAGUCUCCAACUUGCAGUUGAUAAACAAAUAACAACACCGAUAGAAUUUUUUGAAUGGGCUUCUAAUCCGAAUAACUUACCAAAUAUCAUAGUUAAGUUUUCUCCAGAAGAAGAUUAUAAUACAGCAUUAACUGAUUUAAAUGACAGAUUUUUGAAAACGAAACCAAUUGUAGGAACUCAACAACUACAUUGUAUAAUUCCGGACAAAAAUGGUUGUUUGUAUGUUAAAAAACUUUCAAACUCUAAUGAACACAGAAUUCGUAAAAUAUUAAAACGCCAGAGAGAAAAUUAAUAAAUAAUUUUUUGUAUUGUUUUUGUGAAAUCAUUGGAUAUUAACUGUAUUAAUCAUUAAACUUAGUCAUUAUAUUCGUAAAUUAAGUCUAU